AUGAUCUCAGACAGUGAUCUUUACAGGCUUGCCAUAUUUCUGGGAUCAGCUGCCAUGCUUCUGAUAAUUCUAUAUCAUUUCUUGGAGGUGAACGCAGAGAAAGAAUCAAUGCAGAAAGAAAAGCCAACCUUAACUUCGAAAAACCUUGAUGAAACUGUGACAAAGAAGCCACAAAAUAAAGUCAAUGGGAAUAUUAAAGCUUAA
Messenger RNA from Blumeria graminis f. sp. triticale, 204 nucleotides. Lineage: Eukaryota; Fungi; Ascomycota; Leotiomycetes; Helotiales; Erysiphaceae. The record is from the annotation of a GenBank genome assembly.